Messenger RNA from Dovyalis caffra, 258 nucleotides. The record is from the annotation of a GenBank genome assembly. NCBI's taxonomy places the organism in Eukaryota, Viridiplantae, Streptophyta, Magnoliopsida, Malpighiales, Salicaceae.
AUGGAGAAAGUUUCUCGAAAGAUGAGCUUCUUGGCUACUCUUGUGAUGGUUGCAUCUUGUGUGCCAUUUUCAAAAACAACUGGAACUAAUGUCGAGGCGAUUGCUGCAGUUAAACCAGAAAAUUUUAAGGAGCUAAUCAAGCAAAAAGGUCCCUGUAAAAAUGAUCAUGAGUGUCUUCAAUAUUGUCCUCCACCCCAAUGCACUGAUAGGGAGUGCGAAAUUAAUGUGGGUCGAUGCGUAUGCUAUUGUCACCGUUAG